UUCAUCGUAGUGAUAGCGAGUGGAAGAUACUAGAGAGGCCAAUUGCGAUUAAUUCUCAGAAUCCAAUCGGCAUAUCUAAUUAACCACACAGCGUCAUUUCAUUCCCUCUGAUCAAUCUCCAUCUGCAAAAGAUGGCAGACGUGGUUCGCUGGUUCAAGCUGAUGAAUAUGAUUUUGCUGAUGCUGUGUUUCGCCAGCCUGAAUCACGUCGACGUUUUGGCUCACGUUCAUCAUGUAAUCGGGGAGCAGCCACUGUCUAAGAUUUCCAUUCACAAGGCCACUUUUGCGCUCGACAUUCGCGCGACCAUUAAAGCAAACCCUUCUUUGCUUGGCCUCAAGGGUGACGAUACAGAAUGGGUGACUGUAGAACUCAAUGCCCCUAAUCCAUCUGAAGAUGAUUGGGUGGGAGUAUUUUCUCCUGCAAAUUUCAAUUCAGCUACCUGUCCCCCGGAGAACGGUGAGUGGAUCGAAGCACCAUUCAUAUGCACGGCCCCAAUAAAGUACAAGUAUGCCAAUGACUCCAACCCAAACUAUACAACAACAGGAAAGCUGUCUUGA
This is a messenger RNA of Neltuma alba, 557 nucleotides long. RefSeq names its product probable inactive purple acid phosphatase 1. Lineage: Eukaryota; Viridiplantae; Streptophyta; Magnoliopsida; Fabales; Fabaceae. The record is from RefSeq and is a predicted model, not a curated record. Bases 132 to 557 code for a protein of 141 amino acids. The transcript is spliced from 4 exons.